CCUGCGAGAGGCCGUGCCGGGCCGCUCCGCAGCGGCCGGGACAGUCAGGAGUCCGCGCCCGGAGCCGCCGGCCGCGCGGCGGGACUAGGCGGAGGAUGGAGCCGGAGCCCGAGUUGCUGCUGCAGGAGGCCCGCGAGAACGUGGAGGCGGCGCAGAGCUACCGGCGCGAGCUGGGCCAGAGGCUGCAGGGGCUGCGGGAGGCGCGGAGGCAGAUUAAAGAAAGUGCAUCACAGACAAGGGAUGUCCUCAAACAGCAUUUUAAUGAUUUAAAAGGAACCCUUGAGAAGCUCCUGGAUGAGCGAUUGGUGACCCUUUUGCAAGAGGUGGACACCAUUGAACAGGAGACCAUUAAGCCAUUAGAUGACUGUCAGAAGCUCAUAGAGCAUGGAGUUAAUACUGCAGAGGACUUAGUCCGAGAAGGUGAGAUCGCCAUUCUUGGUGGUGUAGGAGAACAAAAUGAGAAGCUGUGGAGCUUUACCAAAAAGGCCUCCCACAUUCAGUUGGACAGCUUGCCAGAAGUGCCUUUACUGGUUGAUGUACCUUGUUUAUCUGCUCAGUUGGAUGACUCAAUUCUUAACAUAGUGAAAGACCACAUUUUCAACCAUGGAACAGUAGCAUCUCGCCCGCCAGUGCAGAUUGAAGAACUGAUCGAGAAACCUGGAGGCAUCAUAGUACGAUGGUGUAAGGUUGAUGACGACUUUACAGCCCAAGAUUACAGACUCCAGUUCCGUAAAUGCACUUCAAAUCACUUUGAGGAUGUAUAUGUAGGCUCUGAAACUGAAUUCAUAGUAUUGCAUAUAGACCCCAAUGUUGAUUAUCAGUUCAGAGUCUGCGCCCGAGGAGAUGGCCGGCAGGAGUGGAGUCCUUGGAGCAUCCCCCAGAUAGGCCAUUCCACAUUGGUGCCUCAUGAGUGGACAGCUGGCUUUGAGGGGUACAGUCUGAGCAGUCGAAGAAAUAUAGCACUCCGGAAUGAUUCUGAAUCAUUGGGUGUUCUCUACUCCAGCGCUCCAACUUAUUUCUGCGGGCAGACACUAACAUUCAGAGUUGAAACUGUGGGACAACCAGACAGAAGAGACAGUAUAGGAGUGUGUGCAGAAAAACAGAAUGGAUAUGACUCUCUGCAGCGGGAUCAAGCAGUGUGCAUUAGUACAAAUGGUGCAGUUUUUGUAAAUGGAAAAGAAAUGACUAAUCAGUUACCCGCAGUUACUUCUGGGUCCACUGUCACAUUUGACAUUGAAGCUGUGACUCUAGGAACCACCAAUAAUAACGAAGGCGGAAACUUCAAGCUUCGAGUAACUAUUAGCUCUAACAAUAGAGAAGUAGUUUUUGAUUGGUUGCUUGAUCAGUCGUGUGGUUCUCUUUACUUUGGAUGCUCAUUUUUCUAUCCUGGCUGGAAAGUGUUAGUGUUUUAGAUUUUUGGAUGAUUGGCUUUGGUUUGCAGGAUUUUUAAUGUCGCUGUUCUCAGCCCAGUUAAGUUGUAAUUGACAAAAAUAGUUGAAUUCAUCUCUCAGGCAGUUGGAAAUGGAAAGUGUUUACUGGAUUCAUUUUGGAAUAUUUUAGAAAUAAGUACUUGAAUUUUGUGGACAAAACCAUAAUGCAGUCAGUUUUAUUUUUAGCGUAGUGUUAAUUGAAAUACCACAUCACAAUAAAAAAUCAAACUGGCCUUAAAAAUAUGGAUGGCUAUAGAAAGGUCUGUAUGCUUUCGCUGUCUUUUUUUUUUUUUUUUUUUAAGUUGGUUACUAGAACAGAAAAGCUUACUGUAACAUUUUAUUAAAUCUCCACCUUUAAAAGAUGUGAAGGCUAUGUAAAACUAGAAUUAAACAAUAGGAGUAGACUAGUUAGAAGACAGAGCUCUUGUAAUAUGUGUUGACUCAUGUGCUGUCUUGAUGAAUGUCUUGAAUAUACUGUCCAUAUUCACAUACUUUGUAAACAGUGUUGACUUUUAUCUCAUGUUCACUCAUCUUUUUAAGACCCAAAAGCAUUAUAAUUUUUUAUUUUUUAAAAUGCAGAUGUCUACUAUUGUCAAAGUCUUUUCUCUUGCUUUUUCUUUGCAGUUCAAUUCAAGGUAGGUUAGAGGAUUUUUACAGGGUAAUACUACUUUUGGAAGUAGUUUGCACAGCAGUGUUAACAAUUUCUCGUGUAUGUAACAUGCACAUGUGCUUAUCCAGCCUCAGUGAUGUGCGUGUACUAUUUGUCGCAUAUCAUCUAUAGUUCAGUUUAAUAUCAGUUUAAUAAAUGGUCUUUUAGUGGACCAAACAAACAUAGGGUAAAUACUUGACCUAUUUUUUUGAAAACUUAAAUUUGUGUAAAAUAUUUAUAUGAAGGACUUACUUAGGUUGUAAAAAUGAUGCUCAUAACUUGCUGUACCAGCCUACAGAUUUUUUUUUAAUGUGAAUUUUUUUUUUUUUUUUUUUUUUUA
Molecule: messenger RNA, 2419 nt
Organism: Trichechus manatus latirostris (Florida manatee)
Lineage: Eukaryota; Metazoa; Chordata; Mammalia; Sirenia; Trichechidae
Gene: CRLF3
Product: cytokine receptor like factor 3
Exons: 8
Coding region: 96-1412 (438 amino acids)
Molecular function (GO): protein binding
Source: RefSeq, a predicted model, not a curated record